GGCCGCCCCGCGGUUGCCAUGGUUACCGCGCACCCGGAAGUGCCGUGAGGGGGAGGCCGCGGCCGCCCCGGCCCCCCCCUGAGGCCGCCCCCGGCCAUGGCCCGAGGGGCAGGAGAGGCGGCCGCGGAGGGGCAGCUGGGAGAUGACAGCCUGUCCGUGAUAACCUGUGAAUCAGAUGCAGAAAUGAGGUUAAAGAAGAGAAUUUUUCACAAGCCUCCGAAGUCACCAAAGUCUCCGUACAGCUCUAGCACACAACUGUAUCCUAAAAAAACUGCCGUUUGGAGAUCUCUGCAGGGAACAGGCAGUGCAUGUUUUGAGAAUGCAGCUGUAAAAAACCCAAGGCAGAUGUGGCUGGGAUCACUGAAACAAGGAGUGAGCCACCCCCUGAAAUCAGAUGUUGACGUGGGGCAUGCGCGAUCUAGUGUUUCUAGUAGCACUCCGGAGUAUUUGAAGGAGGCUCUAGGAAUGAAGAAGCCAAAACACUCCCGUUCUUCUAGUAAUGGCUACAUUCCUGGAACUCCUGACUACAAAGAAAAAGAAGAUAUGUAUGAUGAAAUAAUAGAACUUAAAAAGACAAUACAAGCUCAGAAAAAUGAAGGAGAUCGAAUGAAAACUAAGCUCCGUCGACUAGAAGAAGAGAAUAACAGAAAGGAUAAACGGAUUGAGCAACUGUUGGAUCCUUCCAAGUGCUCUGAGCUGGCACGAGCUUUGUCAGAAAAGAAGUCUGACAAUGGAUGGGUGGUUAGUGGAUUAAAGCAGAAGGUUCUCAAGCUAGAACAACAGUGCAAGGAGAAAGACAAUGCUAUCAACAAAUUCCAGUCAGACCUGAAGACCAAUAAUUUGGAAGAAAUGAGGAUAGCUAUGGAAACCUACUAUGAAGAGGUUCACCGUCUCCAAGUCCUCCUGGCAAAAUCUGAAACUAUGAGGAAAAAUACAGAGGGCAAAGAUACCCAAAAACGACUAAAGGCAUUGAACGCUGCUGUCCUGAGAUUAUCCCGGAACAUCAAAGAAUUACAGAAUGAGAAUCGGAGUCUGAAAGAAGAUCUAGAUCACGUAGUGAGCACUUCUCUUGCAUCCAAUAUAACAAAAAAUUACAAUGAAUGGAGCAAGCAGAGGCUGAUGAGGCGGAUUAUGGAACUAGAAAAGAAACUAGGUGCCAUGGAGAACACCCGGGUAUCACCAGCAGAUAGCGAGUCAUCACAGUUACUUGCUGUGUCAUCUUCACCUUCUGCAGACCUGGAUCAUCCAGCCUCUCAACAGGUAGACCACGUUAAAGAAUGCCAUCACCUCCGAGGGCUGGUGAAGAAACUGAAGAGUGAUAGGAGAGCACUUCAAAAUCUCCUACUUAGUAAAGAAUUAGAUAUCAAGCAGUUGCUGCAGGCAAAGGCUGAAGUGGAGUUGGAGCUGCAGAAGUGGCAGAAUAAGAAAGAAGAAAAAAGUAUGGAAGAACAGACUUCAAGUGAGGAAAUCCAGGUCCUUACACAGAAAGUUGGGAAAUCAGAGGCAACACUGGAGGAAGAGAAGAGUGAAAUGGCAGAAGAUACAAUGGAAAAGCUUAAUAAGUCCUCACCAGUCUGCACAGUUAAAGGCGAAGAAGAUCACAGGAAGGAACAAGCAGCCAAAUGCAUUCAGAGGUCGUGGAAGUUGUACCAAAACAAGAAAGAAGAUAUUGCUCUGGAUGAGGCGGUUGUUGUGCUUCAGGCAGCUUUCAGAGGACAUUUAGCUCGACAGAAACUGUUACUGAGUAGUGGGGUGCAUGAUGCAAAACCUCACAACAGGCAUAGCCUUGGAAAAACGAACUCCUGUAUGUCUCGUGUGUCAAACUCUUUGAGCUCAUCUUCUGACUGGGAGGAAAAAGAGGAGACUGUGACAUUCAUCCAGUCCAUUUUCAGGGCUCACUUAGCACGUGCAGUACUGCUUGAGGAGAGACCCUCUGUGUCCAGUGCAACAAGUGAGAAAGCAGAUUCUGCUGUCUAUGUUACAGAGAAGAAGCCAGUCUCAGCAGCACUCCAGAGAACUCCUUCAGUCAUCAUGUCACCUCUUCUUGCCAGGUCUUCUGAGAAGCAAUCGCAGCCCACUCUCUCUCUGUCUGUGGAUGAAGCUCACUCAGAUGAUUCAGAUGAUAUUGUCAUCGUUUCUCCAUUGUUACAGAUGAAGAAAAACCCCACCUACUUUUGUAAUGGGCCCCGAUGAUCUUGAAUUAUUUGAUUCACAAACAAAAAUAUUUCCAAGAAGGUAAAGCAUAUCAAAGAUGAAAAGGAGGAGUAUUAGCCUACAGUUGUCAUUAUUUCAGAUGUAAAUGAAUAAUUGUUUGGUACGUCUGACUACAUGGCUAAAAGCUGCUGACUGACCGUUAUGUUUAUCCUUCUGGUACAGAGAGUUUGAAUUUUAAAAAAGACUAAAACAAAGCAAUGUUUUGUCUCACAGAUUCAAUUAUCAAUUUUAAAUGAAAGCAGUAAAGACUUAAAAUAUUUCAUGUCAAACAAAGUCUUGUUUCAGGUUGGCUGAAAUACUUUGUUUAAUCAGAAUGUGAAAAAUAACUUGGCUCCAAUUUUCAGCUUGUGUAUGUGAAGGGGAACAGCUUGUAUUUGCUACAAGGUCCUCUCUAUUUAAAAUUUUUAUAGUGUCAUAUUGUAAUGUUUUUGGUGUUUUUUUUUUUUUUUGCUUUUUACACUAAACAUUUAAAGUCUAUGCAGACCAAUAUAGUCUUCUAGGAAAUCACUUCUGUGUCAUAGGACUACUCUAGGCCUACUGUAGCUGCAUGGUUUCCUUAUUUAUUGCUUUUUCCAAAUGUGUUUGCUAUAAUAUGUAUAGCACUGUUUUGUAUUUGAAAUGUCUAAUCACGUAAUCACUUUUUUUAUAUGUCAAAGAAGGGUGUAAUAGCAGGAGUGUUCUGUGAAGGAUGCCUUUUUCUGCUUACGUAUCAGUGAGUGGAGUAUGCAGGGUCAUCUCUAGUAAGUGCAAACAUUUGACAUAGAAGAUACGUUGAUUUAUGUUCUGUUUUAGUUUACAUCACUUGACUGAAACUUUGACUAGCUAGAUUGCUCAUACACUGAGCAUUAAGGGAUUUUAAGUCUAAUUUUGCUCUGCUGUUGUUGAUCUCUCUUCUCAGCAGUACUUUUGUGUGCAUGCAUAUCAGCAGUAUAUGCUGCAAGUGCACUGUGAGACCAGUCGCAGGCUGGGAGAGGGGUCACAAGAGACAGCCGUCUUCUGUCAUCAGGUAAAGCUAUGAGGCUUACUGCUGGAAAGCAUGGGCACUACCCGCUCUGUUCUGAGGGACGUGGAUUGGGAUGAGCGACAUAUUCAGACCCACGUAGCCUGAACAGAAGCAGUAGGUUGGCUUAUAAUAGAUAACAAGACUACAUCCAGAAAUAACACUAAUUGACAAUAUCUUUAGCAGGCUCCAUGAAAGGACCAAUGACAUAAUAGACUGUGGACAAUAUGGUCAGAGGAGUCUUUCCAAAUCUUUUACACAAACUGUACCUCUUCUUGCUGGGAGGAGGAGCUUUUAGUCCGGACUAUUGUUCCAACACCCUUCAAAGGCAUGAAAAUGCCUUUUUAUGAAAGGUGAACUGGGUAAAUUAUGUGAUAUUUACUGGAAGUAGAAUUUCAUUUUGCAAACAGCAAAGUUUUUGUAGAGACCCUAAUGGUUCUUUGUCAUCAAGGAGUAAUAAAGUCACCUGUAAACAGAAAGCAUGCUUUUAAAUAGAAGAUUUUUAUCACCUUUUCCCUCUUCUUUUUUUAAAUUAAAAAUCAGUCACCGCUGUUUUGCAGAAUACUAAUAAGCCAGAGCUGUCUCAGUUCUCUGAUUUCAAUGAAGCGCUAUCUGAGCUUAUCAUAGUUCAUGCCAAUACUUGCAGCCAAAGGAAACUGGAUGGCUGCAGCACAAUGCAGCUGAUUUCAUUUAAUCCCAUCAGUGGAAAUGCUGCCUUUGCUUUUUCCAAAGGCAAUUUUGGGAGCUCUCCAUACCCAAAGCAGUCUGAAGAAUGUCAUUUAUACUUGUGUUGGGUAAAUUUUUCCUGCUGGUAGUUUGGUCACAUGACUGUCAUCUGCAGCAAGGAUAAAUAUAUAUAAAAUAAAAGGGAUAAAAUCCUCUUGGUAGAAGCUUAGACUGUUUCCCUCUUUUUCUGAAAGUCAGGUUAUAAAAAAGUAAUUUUGCUAAAUAGAAGCAGAGCUGUAUUGAGUUGCUUAUGUAUAAUAUUUCAAGUCUGUAACUGUGACUCUGUCAUGGAUACCUCCAGAGAGAGUAACUAGAGCUGAGAACUCUGACACAUCGAGGAGAGAGUAUGUAGUGUACAUCAGGACCGAGACUGAUAUAAAAUACCUACCUAACUGUUACCCUUUAGGGAAAUACUUGGACAGCAAAUAUGAUGAAGAUGACAUUUACUUUACUGUACCAUAACAAAGAACAAAUAUGAAAGUAUCAGGAAGUAGAUACAGAGUAGAAAAACUUGUGUUUUAACUGGGCAUACGACUAGCAGUAGAAUAGCUGAGUUCCAGGAUAAAGGAGAGAGAGUUGCUUGGUGUGACCCAAAGUCGUAGACAGACAGAAGGGUGAAAAGGAGCAAACACCUUCUGAAGUUAAUGAAAAUGUCUCUAGAGCUUCCUAAAUUCAAUUCUAUCUGAUCACCAUUAAAAAUAAAUAAAUCUGAUACCUAAUUGGGCAGGCUUCAAACACAUAACUUUGUUUGAAAGAUAACUAUAUGCUCACAGGAUAUAGAAAGUUUGGUUUAGUACACUAGAAAGAGAAACCUCUGCAGCAUUAAUAGCCUUUAAUGUUUUUUCAUUAUAUGCUGUAAUGGAAUGUGUUGAAAGGAGUAUUAAUUGACACUGUAGGUUUCAUUCUGUGGCUGAAUGCCAGCCCUUGUAAAUCUGGGAAAAGGUGUGGAGCAACGAAGGAAGAAAAAGUUAAUUUCAGAGGAAAUGGCAUUUUUCUUUUCUUUAAGUCAACAGAAAGCUGAGGACAGUAAAAAUCUGCGUGGCUGAAACCAGACAAGAUAGGCCCUAUAAAAACACUCAGCUUCAUUUAAAAAAAAAAAAAAAGUUUUCUGUACAAAGUACUGGUAACCUUGUGGGGGCAUCAAGGUCCUGAAUUAAAAUUAAAUUCCACUGUAAGUUACCUAUUAGUGCACUUUCCAUCCUGCUGAUACACAAGUUCUACGUGGGAUAAUGCUGCCUACUUAAAACCUUUUGCAGUUUACCUACUGUUUAGUUAGGAAUCACGUGUGAAUAUAGGGACCUGACUUUCAUGGGAUGUGAUCUCUCUUGAUCUUUUUCUGUCCUUAAGUGCCUAUGCCUGUAAAUUUUUAUUACACCAUCAAGACCUGAAAAAUAUAAUGUUUCCUACGUAGUUAUACAAAUAAUCCCUACACAGGCAACUUUUUAUACAGUUGUAAUGGAGAAGUAUCAAGCUUGGCAUAUAUGAGAAAGCCAUUGAUUUUUAUGAUCGUUUUAAUAAUUAGAACUGUGCAAAUCUUGUACGUAAGUUACUUUGGGAUCUUUUAAAAGUUGAAAUAUUUGCAGUGUAUUUUCUCCUGACUAUUGAACUUUCAAAUUAAGUUCAAGCUUGUAAAUUAAUUGUUCGUGCAUUCCUGCUGCAGUUGCUGUGUUUGUAUUGCUACUCCAGCCUCCGCUGCUUGCUCCUGUUGUUUUCACUUUGCACCUAGGUUGACCUAUUACCUCAGGCCGUUUUGCUGAGCCAGUCCUGAGUAGUCCAGUCUCCUCCAUUCUGCAAGACAAGUAAUGAGGCUAGUAAAAAGUUAACUCUUAAACACGUAGGGUGUGAAUUUCUUCUUAAUACAUGUUCAAAGUCUUCCCAUCAGUAGGAUGAACAAUGCUCUUGACCAAAGCCUAGUGCAAUUGCCAGCAGUGAUGGGCUUUUGCUUUCAGUCUUGGUUUCUGGUGUUUGAUUCAAGAGAGGAAAUCUGUCACGUGUUUCUAAAACUAGAAGCCAUACCACUGCCUCAAAUAUGUGUGGCUUUGUGCAGAGUACAGCAAGUUUCGUUUAUGUCUGUUCAUUUGUUUUGCUGCUUGCUUGUUGGUUGUAACAGUCGUAGCGACCAGUUACUAAACCAGUGAAAUGGGGGUAAUAAAGUAAUAAUAAAAAAAAUAUUGUGAUGACUGUUCCAAUUUAUCUGCCAGGAGGAGUGGAGGGGGAACAGAUGUGCAUAAGGCGCAUUGGCUGUUGCUUAUAUGUGGCCUUUAGCAUUCAUUCUGUCCUCACUGUGCUUGAAGGAAUAGCCUUGAACAGCAAGUGUUGCUAUGUUCUUGUUAACUAUACUCCGUUGUAUUCCACUGAUUAAGUUGUACCCUGCUCCUCUUGCCCUUUCCACUGUCUGGCUGUCCUAAUGACUUUUUUAAAAUCUGAGAGCAUAUGUAUUCUACAUCUGUUCUGAUCUCCAGGAAAGUGUUCAUGUUGUUCCCCUCACUGGGGCUCUGUAUAAACAAAACUUCCUCCCUCAAGAUGUUGCUCAUAUUGUAACAGCUCCCCUACUAUUUGGUAGAUUUUUUGCCAAUGUGCCUCAAAAGACACUUCACACUGGGUAUCACGUAAGCCCCUUUAGGGCUUCUAUUCUUGGUAGUAUGAACAGAUGUGUCAUAAAAUCUUGAUGCCCAAAAUGAUCUGAAAAGAACCAGGAGGGACAUCAUGCCUGUUGUAAGGGGCUGUCUUAUCUUUCUCGCUAUCAGCCAGAUCAUAUCACACCUGAGUCUUGCUCUUCUGCCCCACCUCGGUUUAUCCGUUCUGCAGAAUGAUUUUCUGUUUCAGUAGUGCAGUGGAGCUUGCACGUCUUUCCUGUAAUAUAAAUUUAGCAAUAAUAUGCUGUAAAAUCUGCCAUUUGAUUACAGUGCAGCUGUUUAAAAAAAAAAAAAAGCUAUGCUUAAAUGGCCUCUAGUUGUCUGCAUAGAAAAUGAGAAUAGCAUUAAAUAAACUGGAGGAUUGACCAUGAAUGCUUGCAAUUCAAGUUGUAACAUCCUGUACAAACAUUAGUUUAGCAUUGUCAUUAUCUAGCAAUGAUCCUUAUUUAUAUCUCACACAAAUUAUGGCAGAGCCUAUUUAUCUAACCUGGAAAUAUUUCCUAAACAGGCUCUCUGUAACUUACAUGAAGUUGUCAGUUUCUUCCCCCUCUUGGCAGAUACUUAAUAGCCAGGUAUAGCAUUUCUAUGCUAGUAAACCUUCAUUAUUAUACAAAAUGUACUAGAAUGUUAUGAAGAAAUAUCUUAAAUAAUUAAACAGAAACUGACAAAACAAAGUGCAAUUUGAGCUGUGUUAUUCUUUCUUUUUUAUAUUCACUUGCUUGCUAAUUUGCUGAACUUACCAAACUGCACUGGGUCUCACUGUGAUUAGAGAGAAUUUGCCAAGUUCCUUUGUAAUUGUUUCUUUGCAAUUAACUAAAUAAUAGAAUGUUCUGUGUGUAGCUCUCUGGGGAAAGGAAAGGAGCGGGCAGGUGCAAUAGGAUUUCCACAUCUUCCACCCAUUUCCCUCAAUCUCAUGAAGUAUAAAAAGGCCAGUAGAACAUGAGAGAAAGGGAGUAUUGCCUCAGGACUGGAAAUGACAGAAUUAACCUUUUCAUACGAUUUCUUUGAGUUUGCUUAAAGCUUUUUAUGUUGGCUCUGGUUGUGGCUAUUCUUUGUUUAAACCCAGAAGUCCCUAGGAGGACUUCAGAGGAAAGUAAUGAAGAUCCAAAUGUACAUUCCAGUCUCCACUCUGGGGAAAUAGCUCAAGCUGGGAGGAGAACUCAGCUGGGAAGAGUGAAGGCUGUGGACUGAGCUGUCGAGGGGGCAGUGAAAUCUGAGGGGGGCUGCAGAGUAGCCCUGGCUUUAUUUCCUUUGACUUUCUGUAGAAAAAUACAGAGGAAGCCCUUGGAAGGAGAGGAAGGGUAAUGUUGAUCGAGGCACAGUCUAGCUCAGUGGGAAGGAGGCAUGACUUGAUGUAAGGGCAGAGCUUACGGAGCAGCAGAGGCAAGCAGGGCUGAGGUGUUGUUUAACAGUGGCAGCCGAGUGCUGAGACAUGUUUGUCUUGCUGACCUCCCUCUGACUGCCCGUAAUUUAGCCCAUGGUCUCGAGAGGGUAACUCAUCCAUCUGCUGGCAUUUGAAAUUCAAACUUCUUUUUUUUAAACUGCAUUGUUGGUUAAAACCUUUCAUAACACGUAUUAGGUCUGACAGUCAGGGGAAGACUCCUCGCUUCACGGUAUAUUAAAAUCUGAAUUAUUUCAUCUCAUAGUGAAUAAAAAAGAGCCAGGGGUAUGGGAUUACUGUUACAAAACGUGCUCUCAUUGGACAAGUAGGAGUGUCUGAAGUCAGAGGGAAGCUUGUGAAGCAUGAAAAAAGAUAUAUUUGCUAGUAAUGUUUUUUCAGACUGCCUGAUGGUCUCAAGGGGAGAGGGGUCAGCAGUGGUUGCCUUAAUUUUGGAGGGUUUAGCUAUUCUUUUUAUGUUCAUUUUCUUUAAUUUUGAACACCUCUCAUCUGCAUAUUUUGUCCAGUGAUUCUUAAGCAAAGCCACUGUCAAAACAAGUUAGCGAAUGCUAAUGUGGCUCUUAAGGUUACUUUUCAGCAGGAUUGCCAUCUAGCAAGCUGACAUUUGCAGUUUGCUGUGGUUGAUUGUAGAACUGCUUUCUAUGCAAGGGUGAUUUAGUGUUAGCUUUUAUUCCUGGGAUAUCACAGCAGUGGCUUGUUUGUUCAUUUUGCUUUAGCAAAACAGAGCACCUAUUUGUGUGGGGAGGGGAGAAGGCUGCUGUAAUCUAAACAUGAAAGCCUUGAUAGCUGUUUUGUUGUCAUGUAAUCGAGAAUUACCUGAAUAGGAUUGAGUGAGAGAUGGUAGACAUCUAAGAAAUGCAAACACUGCUUCCUGAUGUGGUACAAUAGGCUGAAGCGCCCUUUCUACCAUGAAAGUAUGGCUAGAGCUAGAUCCUGUGGAUUGUCUCAUUCCUACUUUGCUGAACUUGUUUUCUUCUUCUUUUUCUUAUUUUCCCAUAUCAUUAUAAAUAAUUGUGGGGGAGAAAUUAAAACUGUUGAUGCCUCUGUUUCUCUCUAAUCCCAAAUCCUCAUUCUACUAUAAUUUAAUCCAGUUGUCUCUGCAGCAAAUGACCGUGAGAGAGGCAUGCACACGAGCGCUGCAAAGCCUGGUCCGUUUCCCACUUACCCUCGCCCCAGUACGGCGCCUCAGACUGCUGUGCUGAUGGGCUGGUGCUUACACCCCCAUUUAAUAGUAUCCAGCUUUUCCUGUGAUUUGUUCCAAAACAUUUUGUUCCAUUUGAUUUAUAUCAGUGCUGUCAACUGAGAUCUCCGUGUUGAGUGGCUGCUGCAUCUGCUUUUAUUCCAUGUCCAUCAUAUUGCUGACAAAGGUACUUGGACUUGCAGCCUGGUGGGGUUUUUCUAUCCAGAGGCCUGUGGCAGCAGUAACAUCUGUAGGACAGAUUCCAGCCUUGAGUGUUUUAGUGCCGAAUUGCAUAAACUCUGUGGCGUAAGUGGUUUACACGGAGAGAGCUCUUGCUCGGAGUGAGGUCUCUCAGCUCCUUGUCUUAGGGUUGUUUGAACUGGAGGUGAAAUAUGUUAGAUCGUUGGGUUUUAAAGUAAUUUCUUCCUCAUCCUUGUUGGCACGGUGAAAAAGGAGGAGGGAAAAAAAAGGGAACAAAAUAAAAUUGGCUGCUGAUCUCCUGUCCUUCUGCAAAGAAGUGAGAACUCUUCUUGCAGAAGGUUGGAGGGAGUUGAGGUCUUCUAUCUCAUACCCUUGUAUAUCUUGUACUUGUGCACAUAACUGCGUGGCUGUGAACUCUGACGUGUGUCUUAGUGCUAUUUGUGAACGAUAAGAUUUCGUUUUAGCUAUGUUGAUAAAACUCAUAUGAAAAUCUUGUCCUAGUCAAAAACUAUUAAAGUUGAUGUUAUAUUUCAGAACAUCAGCAGAAAUAUGUUUAUUUUAUCCUUAUGUAUUAAAUAGCCCCUUCUAGCUUUUUGCUGUCCUUAUUUAUAAAAUGCAUCUGUGAGAACAGUGUAAAGUAUAAACUCCUAGCUGCAUCUAGGGAAUGUAAUAAAAUUGUACUUG
Messenger RNA from Cygnus olor (mute swan), 10040 nucleotides. It is a transcript of the gene IQCE, whose product is annotated as IQ motif containing E. Lineage: Eukaryota; Metazoa; Chordata; Aves; Anseriformes; Anatidae. The coding region runs from base 97 to 2193 and encodes 698 amino acids. Gene Ontology annotation, molecular function: protein binding. The transcript has 22 exons. The record is from RefSeq and is a predicted model, not a curated record.